Molecule: messenger RNA, 2689 nt
Organism: Jaculus jaculus (lesser Egyptian jerboa)
Lineage: Eukaryota; Metazoa; Chordata; Mammalia; Rodentia; Dipodidae
Gene: Dnai4
Product: dynein axonemal intermediate chain 4
Exons: 17
Coding region: 140-2572 (810 amino acids)
Biological process (GO): cilium movement
Cellular component (GO): axonemal dynein complex
Molecular function (GO): dynein heavy chain binding; dynein light chain binding
Source: RefSeq, a predicted model, not a curated record
UGGGCCGGUUCCGUCGUCGCCAUGGCGCCCGGCAAACAUUCCUGAGUUGCGGCCCUGACGGUGAGGCGAGCUGUUAAGGUCGGAGGACCCGGAGCGCCUAGGGACGAGGUUCUGCACACUUCUUCGGCCCGUCGCCACCAUGCACGGCUCUCCGCCUAACAGCCGCAAGCAGCUAAACUUGGUGGUGAAUAGUGGCAUGCAACAAAGGAAGUCAAUUAGCUUUAUUGGCCCUGUAAAAACAAAUGCACUGAAAGGACAUGGUAGUGCAAAUCAGAGCAGAAUAGGCAUCUCCAAAACUAUAAUUACUUUGCCUGAAAUGAAGACGGUAGAAAAAAUGAAUAUUCCCAGCAACAAGACAAUACAGGUACUGGAUAUGAAUGGAGUUGAUGUUACCCCCCGGCCUCUUUAUCAUCCAGAUCCACUUUCGGGUACCGCCAAGCCAAAUAAACUAUUGACAUCACAAGAAGGAUCACUUGGAUCAGACUUUAUUUCCUCUUAUAGCCUGUAUCAGAACACAGUAAAUCCUAGUAUGUUAGGACAGUUUACAAGGUCAGUUUUAGGAAGCAGUUCAGUUUCUAAGUCAAGCGUAUCAACAACUGAAUCAAUAACAGAGGACCUAGAAGAACCAUCUUAUAAAAGAGAAAGGCUGGCUAGUUUUACAGACUUACGUGUUAUGAAGGCAACACCUGAAAUAAUCAUAACAAAAGAAGACCUGGAAAAGAAUAUAGAGAUAAUUCUUACAGAGACGGAAACAUUGAGAUUUUUUGACCUGCCAACAGUCAUGAUCUCUGUUGAAUCUGAAGAAGCUGAGAAAAUAACCCAAAGAAAUCAGAACUAUGAAAUCCUUUGUAGAAAUAGAUUAGGCAAUGACUUGUAUGUUGAAAGAAUGAUGCAGACGUUUAAUGGAGCACCAAAGAAUAAAGAGGUUCAGUGUGAUAAAAUCAUAAUGGAAGAAAAAGGCAUAAUGGCCACUACCUGGGAUUUGUAUGAUUCUUGUAGUGCUCCAGAAAUUUCACCUUUAUCAGCAAAACGAUCUGCAAUUGAAUCAUGUAGUAAGGCAAAUAUACUUCCUAAAGAUCGGGACCAAAAAUUGCAAGCGAGUAACAUGGAGAGAAAUAGUGAAACUAGUUCUUUAAUGGAUAUAGAAAAUGUAAUUCUGGCCAAAGUUCAUGAAGAUGAAGAAGACCACUCAGGUGCAAUACUAAAAUCUGACAAGCUUCAUCAGGACUUGUUUUUCAUGGAGCGUGUUCUAAUGGAAAAUGUUUUUCAACCAAAGCUUGCAGCUUAUCGUCAGCUCCCUAUUUUAAAAGAACCUGAACCUGGGGUGUCUGAAGACAUUUUGGAAUGUGAAAAACUUGAUGAGGUAGAGGAAGAAAUUAAGAAAGAGGAUGAAGAAGAAAUAGAAAUAAGUACAGAACAAUCAACAAUACCAGCCAAUUUGGAAAGACUUUGGUCUUUUUCCUGUGACUUAACCAAAGGCCUUAAUGUGAGCAGCCUUUCCUGGAAUAAAGCAAACCCAGACCUUUUGGCUGUUGGCUAUGGACAAUUUGGAUUUAAAGAGCAAAAAAGAGGUUUGGCUUGCUGCUGGUCAAUAAAGAAUCCUAUGUGGCCAGAACGUAUUUAUCAGAGUGCAUAUGGAGUUACUUCUGUGGACUUUUCAAUUGGAUCCCCUAACCUGCUAGCAGUCGGCUAUCACAAUGGCACAGUUGCAGUUUACAAUGUACAGAGCAACAGUAAUCAUCCAGUUCUGGACAGUAGUGAAUCACCUCAAAAACAUUUGGGACCAGUCUGGCAGGUGCAAUGGAUAGAACAAGAUCGUGGAACCACAGGAGAUGACAAGAGAGAGAUCUUAGUGUCUAUAUCUGCAGAUGGGAGAGUUUCCAAAUGGGUGAUACGAAAAGGACUGGACUGUCAUGAUCUCAUACGAUUGAGGCGAACUACUGCUGGCAGUAGCAAAAAGGGAGGGGAAAAGGACAAGAAAGGUGAAGCUUUGAUAUCACGACAGGCUCCUGGAUUGUGUUUUUCUUUUCAUCCCAAGGACACAAAUAUCUAUUUGGCUGGUACUGAAGAAGGUCAUAUUCAUAAGUGUUCUUGUUCAUAUAAUGAACAAUACCUAGAGACCUAUAGAGGACAUAAGGGUCCAGUGUAUAAAGUUGCAUGGAACCCAUUUUGUCAUGAUGUAUUCCUAAGCUGUUCUGCAGAUUGGGGUGUUAUGAUAUGGCAUCAAGAGACUCUCAAGCCAUUUUUAAGUUUUUAUCCAACUACUUAUGUUGUUUAUGAUGUUGCUUGGUCUCCAAAAUCAUCCUAUAUAUUCGCAGCUGCAAAUGAAAGUAGAGUAGAGAUUUGGGACCUUCAUAUUAGCACUUUAGACCCUCUGAUUGUGAAUAUUGCUAACCCUGGGAUCAAGUUUACAACUGUUCUCUUUGCCAAGCAGACAGAUUGCCUUCUAGUUGGAGACAGUGAUGGACAGGUUGCUGUAUAUGAACUGAGAAAUAUGCCUACUGCUUUAGAUUCUAGCCGGGGAGAUGUAAUAAGCACUUUGCUUGGGCCAAAGUCAAAUCAACCAGGAUAACUUAUCAUUUCCAAUUUGUCCUUUUGCCUUUUAAGGAAAAGUAACACUGUUUAAUAUGUAAUAGCUUUAUUGUAUGCUAUAAACUGAAAUUUUGAUUUUAGAAAAUAAUACUUGAUA